Oldenlandia corymbosa var. corymbosa is the source of this 1194-nucleotide messenger RNA. The record is from the annotation of a GenBank genome assembly. Lineage: Eukaryota; Viridiplantae; Streptophyta; Magnoliopsida; Gentianales; Rubiaceae.
AUGGCUAAGCGUGGGACUAGGGCUGAUUGGAGUAAUCUUGUACCUGAAUUAUUGGACGUAAUCUUAGAAAAAUUGUUUCAUAAUCCGGAUUACAUCCGAUUUGGGGCGGUCUGCAAAUCAUGGCGUCUAGUGGCUCUCCUACAAAAACAAAAGCGAAUCGCAAAUAUCUCUAAACAGUCGCCAAUACGCUGGGUAUUGUGCCCUAGCGACGACUCAGAAACAUAUGGUCAAUUCUUGAAGGAGGGUUUCUUCAAAGCCAGAAGUCAUCUCAGACUAUACAACGUCGGCGAAGACAAAUCCUACGAAUUAAAUCUCCUCCAACUUCUUGCCAGCCCUGAGGAUGAUGAUGAAAUCAAUGAUGAAUCCGAGGUCACAUGGUAUGGUUCCUCGUGUGGGUGGCUGGCCUUACAGACCAAGGAUUUAUCGGAACCCAUCAGAGUCGUUAAUCCAUUCAUCCGAAAGUGUAUAAAAGUCCCGCCGGUUCCAGACGACAACGUGGACAAAAGGAUCAUUGUGUGUAACGAUCCUACCACGUCUCCAGAUAAGCUUGUCAUCGUCGCAAUCUUAAACUCAGAACGAGUCGCAAUUAUCACUGCCGGGGAAACAUCUUGGACCAUAGGGAACAUCGGCGUUGAGGAAGAAGGAGGCACAAGUUUCCUACAUUAUUCAGACAUAAUAUUUCACAAGGGAUUGUUGUACGUGGUGGAUCAUUGCGACCGGCUUUUCGUCAUCGACUACAACGACACGCGCACCGCCGGCCACUUUCCGACCAUCCCAGUCGUGUCAAAAAAGGCUCGCAAUUUCGAUAUUUCAAUCGCCCUGCCGUUGGUAUGGAAUUAUUUGGCAGAGUCAUCAAGCGGAGAUCUUCUCCUUGUGCAAGAGGAUUAUAAAAAGUCGGGUUAUGAGACUUACAAGCUUGAAAACUACAAGAAAGAAAACAUAACGUCACAUGGGGAGAAAGAGGAUAUGGAGGAGGCCAAUUGGGUAAAAGUGUCCAAGUUUAAGGAACAUGAUACUAUAAGCACCGAUUUCCAUGAUACCGUGAUUGUCCCCUUUGGUACCACAUUUUGCAUCCCAGAUUGCAAUCCAGAUUGGUUGUUGUGGGAUACAAGCAUCAGUCUUGAUGAAGGUUUAAAUGGUCCCAACAAAGACUUUAUCUAUCCAUUAGAUUGGUUAUCUCCACAAUUAUACUGA